UUAGAAAACCCGUGCAGAGCGGAACCCAGAGGACAGCGCAGAGACAGCGCAAAAAACAAAAUUCGUCUUCGAUGGGCGGCCUGAAGCAUGUCGCCUCGACGCUGCGACCGCUAGCCAAGGGGCUGAGCCGUGCGCUCGAGGACAACCCGGUGGCGUCGUCGCUCUGCCUGGGCUGCGCGAGCGGCUGCGUCGGCGACGCGAUGGCGCAAAAAGCCGAAGGCCUCGCGGCGUUCGACUGGCGCCGAUCCCUGACCUACGUUGCGUGGACGCUGUUCGUCACUUUCGUCAUCGACCUGUACGUCUACGCGACGCUGUUCUCGAGGUGGUUCCCGCACGAAGCGGCCGACGGCUCGAAGCUGUGGCGCAACGUGGCCGCGGCCAUCGCCGCCGACAGCCUCCUGCUAUCGCCGCUUUUCUACUUCCCCUGCUUUUAUCUGUUCACGCACUCCCUCGUCCGGCGCGAGUCGCCCGCGCGGGCCCUGCGCCUCUACGCCGACGAGGCCGCGACGCAACUUCCCGUGCUCUGGGCCUUCUGGGUCCCCGCGAACGGCUUCAUGUUUGCCUGCGUCCCCGCGCACCUCCGCGUCGCCUACUGCACCGCCGCGGUCACGGGCUACGUCGCCGUGCUCUCGCGCGUCACGCAGCACCUCAUUAGGAAGCGCAAGACGGAGGCCGGGGCCGUGUAGUAAUAGUCCAUCCUUGUGAUGUGGGCC
Molecule: messenger RNA, 713 nt
Organism: Pelagomonas calceolata
Lineage: Eukaryota; Pelagophyceae; Pelagomonadales; Pelagomonadaceae
Source: the annotation of a GenBank genome assembly